AUGGCUUUCUUGACUCCUGGUGCCGCCCAGAUGAUUGGGCAUGUUCUCUUCAUCGUUCGGAAAAGAGGGUCAGAGUCUAUGCGCCUUUCGGAAGCUGCCCGCAUGGCAGGCAUUAGCAAAUCUCUUAUUAUAUCCAUCGACCUGCCGCUUUUCAUCCCUUAUCCUGACUCAACUGCUAUGGCGUCCUACGUGACCUCUAUCAGCAAUAUGUCUAUCUUCAAUAACAUGGAUGACGCCCAGGGCUUCCUCUCAGUUCAUGUCAUCGAAGACAAGCUGAUCCAUUUAGGUCAGUCAUGGAAGCCGCUUACUACGACCAAUAGGCAUAAAUGGGCGCAGGCCUAUAGGACCAAUCUACCCGCCUUGACCCUUGAAGGGGCCUCUUCGCUUUUGGUCUUGUGGCAUCUUCAACAGGUUAUUCCACCAACAUGGCCGGCCACACCCUUCAUUGCUGAAGACUCUAUUACCACAGGAGAUAGCCGUAAGGCUAUGUUUUCACUUGUUGUUGCAGAUGAAACCAUGAUCUUCUUGGAAGAUAGGGUUGCACGGACAUUCUGUGCCCUCCUUCUUUCCCUCCGAAAGAAGAUUGCACCAUCGCUCUCCCUGUCCGCCGUUACCCGUAUGGCGGGCGUCGAUAAGUCUCUUGUCAUGUCUAUCGACAUGCCACUUUGUAUCCCCAAUCCGGACUCUACUGCCAUGGCUUCCUAUAUCAGUUCGAUUGCUGACAUUGGCUUUUUUGCCAAAUGA
Fusarium verticillioides 7600 is the source of this 744-nucleotide messenger RNA. RefSeq lists its product as hypothetical. The record is from RefSeq and is a predicted model, not a curated record. NCBI's taxonomy places the organism in Eukaryota, Fungi, Ascomycota, Sordariomycetes, Hypocreales, Nectriaceae. The coding region runs from base 1 to 744 and encodes 247 amino acids. The transcript is spliced from 3 exons.